Spodoptera littoralis (African cotton leafworm) is the source of this 552-nucleotide messenger RNA. NCBI's taxonomy places the organism in Eukaryota, Metazoa, Arthropoda, Insecta, Lepidoptera, Noctuidae. The record is from the annotation of a GenBank genome assembly.
AUGCCUACAAGUGCGGUGUAUCAGCCUACCACAGUGACCUAUGAACAGCAGCCAACAGAUCAGCGUUGGAACUGUCCCAUCAGCUACUUCUCUCGGCGUAUGGCUUCUAGUUGGAACCGAGCAGUAUGCUUACGAGUGGGAUUGUGUUUGACAGGCAGCAUCUUAUUUAUUAUAGGAACGGUGCUGAUUAUCGUGGGUGGUGUGAAAUUCUCGAACGCGGCUGAACCGGACCCUCACAGCUUCGAAAAUGGCGUCGGCGAACUGGUCGCAGGCAGUGUCUUAAUAUGCUUAGGAAUGGUAUCUGGAUUGUUAGGCAUUUCAACGUACUCAUCGAGGUGGGGCAAUGGCAAAGAAGCGCCGGCGAGUGGAGCUGCAGCCCUCACAGCGCUAAACCCUUCGACCGAUCCUCUUGUGGCUGCACAGUACGCGCCCGUGCGCGACGCCCCGCCCGCGCCUGAUGAUGAAAUGCGCAAUCUCAUGGACAACAAAGACUGCUUGAGCAGUGCAGAGGAAAGCGACAAAAUGUUGGAUGGCAGGCCGUCUGUUGCGUAA